Molecule: messenger RNA, 3023 nt
Organism: Ostrea edulis (European flat oyster)
Lineage: Eukaryota; Metazoa; Mollusca; Bivalvia; Ostreida; Ostreidae
Product: leucine-rich repeat-containing protein 58-like
Exons: 3
Coding region: 1-1068 (355 amino acids)
Molecular function (GO): protein binding
Source: RefSeq, a predicted model, not a curated record
AUGGCUGAGUAUUAUAGUGAUUCGUCCUCCGAUAGUGAAUUCAACAGCAGGAACGCUGAGGAUGUCAGCUAUAGCGAGCUCUCCACCAUCCCAGACCACCUGAUCCCCCGCGCCAGAGAGAUCCGUGCCCUCAAACUCGACCACAAUCAAAUUUUGCUGCUUCCCUCUUCUAUUUCUGUGUUUGUGAACCUACUGUCUUUAGAUCUCAGCAAUAACCACCUGACACAUUUACCUAAAGAACUGACCAGCCUUAGGAACUUAAAGACACUGGUAGUUAAAAGGAAUGGAUUAACCUGUUCAUCCAUUCCUAAGGAUUUUGGACUGCUGUCAUCUUUAGAGGUGGUAAACUUCAGUGGAAAUGCCCUGGAAACCUUUCCUGCUCAGUUUACAGAACUUUCAAAUCUUAAAUAUCUUUACCUGGGUGGAAAUUGUAUAUCAGAAAUGCCAAACUCAAUAAAGAAUUUAAAAAGAGUGGAGGUCUUGUACCUUGGUGGCAAUAGACUGACGGAGGUCCCGGCAGAGAUUGGACAGCUCUACAUGCUAGCCGCGCUGAUUCUGUGUGAUAAUCACAUACAGAGUAUUCCUCCAACGCUAAUCCACCUCCGAAAAUUACAGUCCCUAAGUCUCCAUAACAACCAAAUCUCCACCCUCCCACCAGAGAUCGUGCGACUUAACCUGUCAGAACUUAGUCUUAGAAACAACCCUCUUGUGAAUAAAUUUGUACAAGAUAUGACUUACGAGCCCCCAACACUACUGGAACUCUCCGGGAGAGUGGUCAAAAUAGAAAAAGUCAAGUACUCUAAAGAUGAUCUCCCAAAGAAUUUACGGAAAUAUCUCGAGUCUGCUCAAAGAUGUGUCAACCCCAAAUGCAAAGGUGUGUAUUUCUCAUCGAGAAUAGAGCAUGUGAAGUUUGUAGACUUUUGUGGGAAGUAUCGAGUGCCUCUGUUGCAGUACCUGUGCUCUCCGCAGUGUCGAACAUCCCCAGCAGUGUAUCACAGCAGUAGCGAUACAGAAACAGACGAAGAGGAAGUCGCCAAUGCAAAACUACGCAAAGUGCUGCUGGGCUAACAUUGGGUUAGGCUUAUAUCACAAAACGGCGGUAUGGCACCGUGUUAAAAUGUAACAUCUAGUUAGACUGGGUCUUGACUUAGACAGCAUUAUUGGUUGACAAUGGCUGUAAAAUUUGCGAUAUUUUAUCAUGCUAAUUGCAUCAGGAACACAAAUGCAAAAUGCAUGUCUAAUUUUAAAAAUGCAAAUAUUCCUGGGUUGUCCUCAUUUUUCACUGUUUUAUCACGAUUCAGAGCAGGUCUUCCAGUUUUAAAUUCCAGAAGUUCCUUGCGCUCAUUUUCAUUAAGAGGAGACGGGGAAAAUAUUCAAUGCAAUGACAGAAUUCCACAAUUACGGGUAUAUUUUUUCUAGGUGCUUGAAGUUCUUUAACAUUUUUGUCACACUCAGAUACUUUCUGGUUGCUCUCAUGCUGUAUAUUGUACAUUGUACUACAUAUGUAUAAUGCCUAUUGUAUUUUAGUACAUAUAUAUGUUUCAUGUGUAUUUCCACACUGUAGUCUUAGAGAAUGGGUAAAAUUGUAGAAAUUACAUUUAAUUUAUAUAUACAACUUUGUACACAACCUCCCCCCCCCCCCCCCACCCCACCCCAUCUUUAGUGUUGUUCAUGCAGCAAUAUUUUUUAUGAACUACAUUUCUUGCUAUGGUCAUGGUUUAUUUUUCUCCUGGAGAACAUUUUGUCUCUGUCUGCUACUAGACUUAUUCCCGUCUUCAUCUAGUCAGUUCUCAGCUACCUCUUAUCACAGGAUGACUGUGCCCAUCUAAGCAUCAUUAGCAUGAUUAGUUUGGUUGUUUGGAUGUCAGUGGCCCCACCUACAUAAUAGGUUGAUGUGUCAGGCAAUUUUUAAUUCUGGAGUUUUCAAGGAAAUGUUGUGUACUUUUAAAUUAUAUUCAUUUCAUUGUUUAAUGCUCUUUUUUUUCUUUUUUGCUUGCCUUAAAGGCAAUUUUCUGAUUUCUGAUGACAUCAUCAAUGUUAUCAGAAAUGGUGUGGAUAUCGUGUGUAUAAAGAUCCCGAGGAGUUCUUGAAUUUUGAGUAACUCCAGUCAAAGCAAGUUUCCAAUGAAUCAAAAUAGUCCAGAAAAAGUCCAUCAAUUCUUUUAAAUAUGCAAUUUUAAAAGUUUACUAAAUUGUGCUGUUUUGAUAUCAUUAUUCAGUUACCUUGGGAUGAAUGUACGUAUGGUAGAUUUAAUAUCAAGACCUGCUUGUGGUGGGUUUUUUUUUAUCAAUUUGAAAUUUUAAUUAACAUUAAAUAAUGAACAUUUCAAGUAGAAGCUGACAAAAAGGUUUCAGAAGUGCUUGUAGUCUGCUUUUUAAAAAAUUGCCACAACCUGCAUAAGAUGUACAUGUAUACUUUUCUGCUAUUGUAAGGAAAGAGUUUAUGACUAUAUAUGUAUUUGACCAGGUGAAUUAAUGGAGGUAUAUAUUUUAGCGUUUUUAUCUAAUGUCCAUGAUAAUUUGUUAAGGAGUUAAUUUUCCAUUCUUUGUAAUUCACAUGAAGUAUCUCCAGGCUAAGGCGUCCUUUCUUACACGAUGUUGGAAUUUAAAAUGAAAAAUCUCUCAGAAACCUUGAGAUGACAUUUUCAUCAUAGUUUCUAUGCCCAUUAUAACCAUACAUUUCUUGUGAACUUUUAUUGCAUGGACAAAACAUGUACAUCCAUUAUUCUGAGUGUGCCAAAAAAAAAUGUCCAGGACUUUAUAACUCGUGUACAUUAUUUACAUGUCGUGAAAGUAGGUAACAAAUUCUUGUUCAAUUCAUUAUAAUGAAUAAUAUUUAUGGCGUAUGUAGAAUAUACAUGUAUGUAUAUAGUGUUAUGAAUGAUGUGGAACUGUUUGAACUUGGAAUAUAGAUACUUUUAAUUCUGCUAUACAGGAAACAAUAUUUUGUCAUGGAAGUUUGGUUUUUACUAUGAAUGACUUGAAAUGAUUAUUUGUUGAUAUUAAAGUGAAUUAUUGUUAAAA